Molecule: messenger RNA, 2945 nt
Organism: Lineus longissimus
Lineage: Eukaryota; Metazoa; Nemertea; Pilidiophora; Heteronemertea; Lineidae
Product: aryl hydrocarbon receptor-like
Exons: 11
Coding region: 785-2863 (692 amino acids)
Biological process (GO): regulation of transcription by RNA polymerase II
Cellular component (GO): aryl hydrocarbon receptor complex; nucleus
Molecular function (GO): protein dimerization activity; RNA polymerase II cis-regulatory region sequence-specific DNA binding; DNA-binding transcription factor activity, RNA polymerase II-specific
Source: RefSeq, a predicted model, not a curated record
CCCUGAUUUGUUCACUUUGAGACAAUCAUGUGGCUGUCGCUCUAUCGUUCGCACACGUGAUCUGUAAGCAAAUCUUUACCAAUCAGAUAAAACAAUAUUGUCGCAACGAGUUGAUCUAUAUGCGUUAUGUUAUUCAUUAAUCACUGUGGACACAAUAAGAAAUAUUUGUAUUAGACAAUGGGCCCACGCGCUCUCUUACACACUAGCCCACAACAAAACGUUUUACCCGCUAGUAUCGAAAAUAACCAGAUACGUAAUGAACUAUUACAUGUUAUCCCAUGUACCAUCAACUUUCUUGGUGCCAGGGCCUUAGAUUUCUGCCACACCUUGUCACACCUUUUAAGACAUGCCUCGAGAAAAAAAAUCUGCGAAUUUGACCAUUAAAAUCUCUCUGUGGCUGAAGUAUGUCCUUUCCGUUAAAAGAGCGACCACGAAAGUUUUGAAUCUUUGGAAAACGCCCCUCCCGCGAGCAAAAUGAUCUCCUAUCUAGAAAUCCUGGCUCGACCUAUAGUUGCUGCCCCUAUAUGGAGCCGAACACCCGGCCAUUUCUAGAGAAACACCGAACUACAAGUUCGCCAAAGAUGGAUUUCCUUCGUUGUAAGACCUGUCCCGACUUGGGCAACAUUCAGGUCCCUAUUGGUUAAGUCCAGUCAUCAUAUUGACCUGACCCAAACAACCUCACUCGGCCAGGGCGUGAGGGGAAUCUACAUUAAUUGGGUGUCACAAUCGCCCGGAGUGGAGGCCUACAGAUUCUGGCGCGUGCAAGAUAGCCAAAUAAGAAGUUAUGUUUAGCCAUGAACCAGAAGACGACCUCGGCAUCAACCUCCACUUCUAUAGCCAACUUAACAUACCCUUCUAUCCGUUACUCGGUAAUAGCGCACUUGUGGACGAGGAUGGUCAACAGCCGGAUAAUCAGCCAGUGCCAAGUUUCAAGUCAAAGAGAUAUCGCGAUAAACUGCGAGAAGAGAUCAAGGCAUUAGAGUCCUUGCUUCCUAUUGGUCGGAGUGACGUACAGCGCCGCCUUGAUAGUCAAACCGUCUUCAGAAUCGCGCUGGGGUAUCUGAGAACAAAGAACAUAAUUGAAGCCUCCAUGUCCGAUUUCCCACCAUCUAGUCACAUAGCCGAUAACUUGAUAGAACUUUACGGAGAAGCGGACGUGUUGUUUGGAUUGGAGGAAGAUAAUCUUGACGAGUACAUUGACGGGUUCCUACUGAUCGUGAAAGAGAGGGCAACAGUUUGUUAUGCAUCUAAAAACAUCAAGAAGAUUCUUGGACUCAACUCAGCUGACCUGAUGAACAGAAGUAUUAGCCAUGUCUUACACACUGACUACGUGGCCGAGAUGAGGCAACUUCUUGAUGAGAAAGAACAGGGGAACCAGUUCGCCAAGGUUUCUAAGAAGCUGAAGAUGAAGAAGGUUAAAGACAACAGUCACGUUUUCGUUGAUGUCCAGAUGACUGGUAAACUAAAGCGUCUGCAGGGUCCGCCAACGGGAAAGUGUAAACAAUCAACGGUCGUGCUGCUGGCCUUCUGUCGUCUGGCAACCGUCGCACAAGAUGGCGUCGGGAGGGCAGAGAACGAAGCCUCGUUUUGGAGUAAGCAUGAGAUGAACAUGAAGAUCAUUGAAGUUGACAAAAGUGUAACGACCAUCCUUGGCUACGAAGCAGAUGAGCUGAGCGGCGAGUCCUUCUACUCCUUGGUGCAUCCUGAAGACCUGGCCUGCUGCAGGAAGGUUCACUUAGGCUUUAUAGAAACGACCGCAGUGCAGAUGAUGUACUUCCGCAUGCUGUCAAACACAGGAUCCUGGGUGUGGCUGCAUACGAGGGGGAAGGUCAUCUAUAAAGCGACCAAGAAGCAUUCCAUCAUAUUGUCGCACACCAGAGUCAGAGAAGGAACUUCAGUGCUUGUCCAACAGGAAUCCCUGCGGCGGCAAAACGAGGGCAUAACCGAGCUAAUGGCCGCGAUCAACCCAAUCAGCUGUGAGAUGUCACCAAGCAGUCACAAGCUACCGCACCAAAGGAUGAUGACAGCACAACCUCCGGCAGAGGGGUAUUCAGACUCAAUAACUUCGUCUCUGAUUCAAGUCCGCCAUUCGCCAAAUAUUGCUCAGAUUCAAAACCAGCCAAUCAGGGCAUACGUUACGUGUACCGGUACUACAGAACAUUCUGCUUCCCCAUUGGUCCAACCCGUGUCUAGCUGCGCGACGGAAGUAGGCUAUUGCCUACCAGUGCCUGAUCGCGAACUAUAUUCGAACAAUCAGCGCGCCAUUACACCUGCACCGAGCGAAGGUGAAGUGUUCAAACAUGGUAGACUCCUCCGAGAUGUGGAAUCGAAUUCGUGUCUGAGCCACCGUCCAGCAAAUAAUUGUCGACCAAGUCCAACCAACGACUACAGUCUCCAGUGGAUGAAUCCACCGGAUUACCGUAUGCCUGAUUUUGUCCACUGUAUGCCUGAUUUUGCGCAAAUUCAAAUGCUCAAACGACCAAAUAUGGCGUUGACCAACGAAGAAUCUGUACUUGGAAUUGAGCACAGUCAUGGGCGAGGCUAUGACGUUAUUCUCCCAAAUUUCACAAAUUGCUCAAUAGAUUUCGAGAAUUCGAUGACUGAUAUCAAGACUGAAUUCCUCUACAACGAAUGCAAUGGUUUUUGGAACACGGAUGUUUUGACCAAUUUGCGAAACCCUAUGGAAGAUGGUUAUGACGUUAUUGAUGUGGAUGUGACGCACCCUGGUUAUGACGCCCUGGUUCCCAAUACCAAUACUUCCAAAGUUCAUGCUCCCAUUCUCAACACAUUGAUGCACAACGAAGAAGUGAGUCAUGUCCACCUGCCUAGCUUUGCUUCGGCGUUUACCGGUUCGAAUUCAUGAUCUCGUCAAUGCCAUCAGCACCAUCACUCAGUCGGAGGAUGACCGGCUGAUUUUUUAUAAUGGCCAACGUAGGCUCAUGAAU